This is a messenger RNA of Drosophila ficusphila, 10460 nucleotides long. It is a transcript of the gene mud, whose product is annotated as centrosome-associated protein CEP250. The transcript is spliced from 11 exons. NCBI's taxonomy places the organism in Eukaryota, Metazoa, Arthropoda, Insecta, Diptera, Drosophilidae. The record is from RefSeq and is a predicted model, not a curated record. The coding region runs from base 367 to 9945 and encodes 3192 amino acids.
UUUUAAAGCAUCGAUGCGCUCACCUUUAGCUCAAAUUUCAAAUUAAACGACGCCAAACACUUAGUUAUUUCUUAGUUGUUUUCGUUCGCGUCAAGUAGUCCGUUUUUCGUCUAAAUUGAAGUGUCAAAAUUUGUUGUGUAGUCCGGGUCGAGCGAAUAGUCAGUUUACUUCAAGUUUACGUAGAAAUAAGUACACAUCGGACCAGCAGCUCCGGUCUGCUUGUGUUUGUAAAAUUAUAUAUUUUUUUCGAGUCGUGUUUUUUUUUUUCGAUACAGUUCCGUUAGUUCUGUUGUGCGUUGUGUUUUUGGUUAAGAGUUCCGUUGCUUUACACUUUGUUAUCUUUUUUAACCCGUCAAAACUGUAAACAUGGACCUUCGGAGCUGGGGCAAGGUCCUUGUUUGCUGGGUUAAAGAGUGUCACUUUAUCAGCGACUCGUUCAGCUCGCUGGAACAUUCCGACAUCAACGCGUUCUUCAGGGCCUUCGUGAAGGAGGUCAACGCGGAGGCGGUGGUGAAGGAGGCGCUGCAGGAUCAGCCCAAGAAACGCCGCAACCCCCUGCAGGCCUUCCUCAGAGCGAUCUAUCCGGAGUUCAAUGCCCACGUGAACGAAAGUGGUCGCCUGGUCCACUCGGAGUACCUGUACGCGUACACACUGCUCCUGCAUUAUUCGUGCGUGAAGGUGCCCACUCUUUUCUUUCACAACCUCUGCAAGGCGCUGCCGGAGCAAAUACAGGCCUGCAUCGUCGCCCUCUUUGAGCAGACAGUGGACCAGCCACUGACGCGCCAAUAUCUCCGCCAGUCGAUAGCCAACGUGGCCAGCGUUAGCCGGCAGGGCGUCCCAGUCAGUCCAAGCCAGCCCAGUCCCGAAAAGGCGGACAACGAUGUUAAUUCGUCCCCAUGCUCGUCCAGACCCACCUCGCCACUGCCGGCGGACAGCACGCCACGGCUUCGGCAAACGCCAAUCCUCCAGACAUCCGACAGCGACACCCCGCAGACUCCGAAGACAGAGCUGCUUGAGGCGCGAACGCGGGAGCUGCGCGGAGUUCAAGCCCAGCUGGCGGUAAUGAGCUACGAAAAGAACGUUCUCGAGGAGCAGACUGUGGAGUGGGAGGGUUUAGUCAAAACUCUAGACAAAGAGAAUAAGAUAGCCAAGAGUGAGUUGGCGAAACUAAAGGAGUCUAAAGCCCAAACCGAAGAGGAGGAGGCUGAUCUGGCACCUCGUUGCGAUGAGUUUGAACAUUUGAAGCGAAGCCUGUUAAAGGAGAUCAGUCUCAAGGAGGCAAUUAUCGCCGAGACCAACGAUAAGCUGAUGGAUUUGCACAUGGAAAAGUCCGAGCUGAUCGAGGAGCUCAAAAUGUCCGGGGAGCAGUUAAUGAUGAGCAUGGAUCGUAACCGCGAACUGGAGGCGCGCCUUGACGCCAUUAACUUGUCGUUAACGAUCAAGGAUAACCAGAUCCGUUCCCUUGAAUCGGACAAGGAGGAGCUGGAACGAUGCCUUCAGGAAGCUCGCGAGGAGCUGCACAGUAGGCGGGAGGUGCUCAACGCAUCCUCCGACUUGUUGGACUGCUCCCUAUCGCCACAGACCUCGCCACCCGAGAACCUGGCCAGCGCAGUUAUUGACAAACAACUGCGCGAAAAGGAGCACGAGAACCUCGAGCUCCGGGACGAGCUGCAAAAGCAGAACGAUUCUAUUCGUCGGCUUACCCAAGCCGUUACUGGAAUUGUCAAACGCUACGACCCGGAGCUCGAGCUGUUGGACAAUCCCGACAAACAGCUCGAUCAGCUCCUGGAUAAGUGUCAGACAUUAGCCCAAGAAGCCCAGACGAAGAUUGUCAAUCUUGAAACGGAAUCCGCAAAAGCCUUUCGUAAGCAUCAGAAGAAAGAGCACAAGUUCGAAAUGGAACUUUGCGACAGGGACAUUGCUCUGGUGAACUUGCGGGCGGAGAACGAGGCGUUAACCGAAAGCCGCGAUCAGCUUAAAGAGAGGGUCGCAGACCUUUCCUGCAUAGAGUACCAGCUAACCCAGAAAGAACAGCAGCUCAACCAGUUGGGGGCUCAAAUCAUGGAGCUGCGCAACAAGAACGCAUCCCUCGAAAGAAGCCUCGAGCGUUUUGAGGAGGAUCGAAGCGCCGAUGCAAAGCUGCUGCAGCAGAAACAGAACUGUUGCGACUACCUGCGCAGUAAGUACGACCAGUGCCGCAGCCUGCUGAAAACCAGCAACGAGGACAUGGCCAUGCUAUCCGAGCAGCUAAGAGUGGACGGCUGGCUAAACGUGGUGAAACGCGUAGGCGAAUUGGUCGAGGUGCAGGCGCAGCACGAAGAUCUCAAGCGGGAUCACGCAGAUUUGGAAACGCGCCUCCAGGUGAGCCUCAAGGUGCACAACGAAUUGCUGGAGAGCCGCAAACUGCAGCACAUCGACUUCACCCAGUGGCAUGAGGCGGACCUUCGUCACGCUGAAUUCGUAGAGAAGUCGAAGGCCAAGGAGCAGGAAUAUCAAAAUGUUCAGCAACGCAACACAGCGGUUAUUCAGAUGCUUAAAGCGGAUCUGGAUAAAAUGGAGAAGGAGCAGCAAAACGCCCAGCAAGAAAAGGAGCGUUUCCUAAGCCGCAUUAAUAGUCUUGUUCGAACUGAAAGUACUGAAAAAUCCUCUGUAUCUGGGGAAACUAUCGAGGGGUACGAGGAGGUUGUAUUGUUGCUUGAGCAGCAGAUAAGCAAAGCCGCCACUCUCAACGCGAUAGUGAAUGAUCAGAUUGGGCAGUUGGCAGAACUUGGACGGCAGAAGGACACUGACACCGACGAAAGCAGCCGUUUGGCAAUCAAGACCAUGUGCAAGGGGAAGUAUAGCGAGCAGGUCAUCGCUUCGCUGGAGGCCACGCUCAAGAAGUGGCAUGCUACACUGAAGUCCAAAGAAGCCGAAAUGGCCAGCAAAGCCCAGGAGUUAAGCCAACUGCAAAGUAUUAUGCAGCGCUCCACAAACGAGCUGUCUUGGUCACAAAACCUCGAAGAUGAAGCGGCCAGUGUCAAAAGAACCAUUAAGGAUCGUCUCAGGACAUUUGGUGUGCUUACCAAGGCAACGGAAGGUGGAGGCGAGGGCCUUAUCUAUUGGGUGAAUGAGUUUGUGACGACGUUCAACGAAAUGGCCAUGAGUCGCGAUGUCCUGGAGAGGAGGUGCGAAAAUACCAACGGGAUCGUCGAACAACUGCAGCGGAAGAAGGCUCAAUUGGAGGAGCAAAUGGUUCAGCUGCAGGGCCAAGUGGUUCAGCUGCAGGAUCAAAGCGAACAAAUGGCCUUCAGCCCAACCGGCCCCAAAUGGAAGCAUCUCAGGGACACCAUCAAUAACCUGGAAGAGGUCAACAGUAGGCUGAGCUCGGACAACGUGGAGCUGCAUAAGAAGCAUUGUGCGUUGAGUCAAACUCUAUUCGACUCGCACACGGAGGUUGGUCGUCAUGCGUCAAAGAUUGUCGAACUGGAGGCUGCGGAGAAGCGGAAGACAGGCGAGUUGUACGAGUGCCAAAGGAAGUAUGACGAAUUGAAAGCGGAGCAGACGGCAACUGAAGAGAAAAUCUCAAAGUUAAAGGAUUCAUAUGAAAAACAAAUUGAAGAGUUGAAAGCCAAAUGUGAACAAGGCAGCAAAGAUGCAAAGAAAGAGGUAGCAGAAACCGAGCAUUCUGAAGGCAAACUGCAGGAAAGCAAGGAAGAGAUCCAGAAAUUAAAGGAGGAGAACAUUGAGAACAGCCAACAGUUGAAGGAUGCAAAGGAGGACUACGAGAAGCGCUGUCAAGAGCUCGAGAAGCAGAAGGAAGAGCUUGAGUCGAAGCUGAAGACUCUCGAAGCGGAAUGCCAGCAGCGCUCGGAGAAGGUAGCCAAUAACGCGGGCAACGAUGACGAGCUGAGGACACUCAAAUGGCAGCUGGAGGAGGCGCGCCAGUUGGAGCAGCAACUGCGCCAGACGCUUUCCACGCACAAACAGAUAAUGGAGGAGUCGUGCGCCGAGCUGGAGGAAUCUCGUUACCAGUUGGGAACACUGCGCCAAACGAUUGCGGCGCACCAGAAGAUUCUGAGCGAAUCGAGUGCCCAGGGCGAAGCGGGUGAACUGCAGGAGAAGCUGCUCCAGCAGCUGCAGAGCGUUAUGAAUGGCGGCGAAUCCGGAUUCGAAGUAGCCGGCUUGCCAUCCGAAGUCAUGCGUCACAGGCAAUCCGGAUCAUCGGGUGCUUCCAAGGCUAAGGCACAGGCGGAACUCGUGGCCAAGCUACGGCGCGAAAACAAAUCCUUACAACGGGAAUUGGAAGCUCAGGUAUCCAAGGAAGAGGCUCACCUAGCCGAAGGCAAGGCUAGACUGCAUCGUGAGAAUGAAGCUCUUAAAAAGGAAUUGGAGGAGGCUCGUCGCAGGGAGAAGCAACUGGGCCAGCAGAAGCCAACUGUUGAGGUUAAGUAUGCCAGGACCCUGGCCGCACAAACCGAUCUUGUGGGCAAACUGCAGCAUCAGAAGGAGACGCUCAGAAAGGAAUUGGAUGCGAUUCGCGCCAGGGAAAAGCAAUCGCGCCACCCAAGGCCAAGCGGCCGAAGUCCUGAGCCAAGGUAUUCCCGGGAUAGGACACCACAAACCGAAACGUUGGCCAAAUUGCGGCGCGAGAAGGAGACCUUGCAGCACGAGCUGGACACGGCGCGCCAAACCAUUGAGAGCAAGGAGCAGGUUAUCAGCGAGUCGCAUGCCGAGCUGGAGGCCUUCCGUCGCGACAAGAACAAGCUGCUCGAGCAGGCCGAGCUGCAACUUUCGCAAGCCAGAGCGGAUCUCGAGACCCAGAAUGAGCUCGUGGAAUAUGUGAAGAAACAGAAGGAGCAAGUGCAGCAGGAGUUGGAUGAGGCGCGGCACCACGAGUCGAGUACCGAAAUGCAACUCGCCGAGAGACAUGCUAUGCUCGAUUCCCAGGUUGAGUUCCUUGAGACUCUGCAGCAAGACAAGGAGGCAGCGCAGCGGAAACUGGAGGAGAUUAGCCUGCAGGAGAAGGAACUUCGCGAACAGUUACUGAACAGGUCCAAUAAUGAGCAGGCCCGGGACUCGCUGGCCAAUUUGUACAUGGAGAAGGUCUCUGUGCAGGCCGAUCUGGACAAAGCCCAGCUAGUGGAGAAGAUGCUGCGCCUGGGAGUGAACAGGUGCUUGCAAGCUGAGAGGGAUCAUGCCGAGACACGAGCUGUACUCGAAACUCUGGUGGUCUCGACGGAAUCUUCUCAGCGCGAGUUCGCUCGCCUUGUGGAGCUGCAAAUGAGACAGGAGGCGGAGGCGGCGGAGGGCAAUGGAAUGCCGGAAGAAAACCUAUCGGUGGGCGGAAUACUCAGGGAGCUGGAGAAAUCCGAUUCCCAGGAGUUUGAAUCGCACGCUGUUAUGGAGAACCAGAAGCAGCCAACAAACGGUUUGAAGAAAGAGCAGUGCGAGGAGAGCCAACAACCAUCCAAUACUCUGAAGGAACUUGCUGAGGUAAAGGCUUCAUUUGAGGAACUGCGCGAAUCCUUGGCUCGUUUACAGAUUGAAAAGGAGUCCGUUGGGCAGGAACUAGAAAAGGCUCGGCUGCAGGAGAAGCAGCAGCGUGAGCAAAUGCGGGAACUCACCGAGGCUAAGAUCUCACUUGAGAAGCAAACAAUGCUCCUGGCCAGUCUGGAGAGCGAGAAGGAGUCUGUGCAGCGGGAAUUGGAGGAGAUUCGCCUUCGAGAGAACCAACUGCUCGCGCAGAUACAGAACGGAUCGAAAGCUGAGCAGGAACUCGAGAAACAAACUGAACUUCUCUCCUAUUUGGAGAACGAAAGGAAGUCGGCACUGCGGGAGCUAGAGGAAGCUCGCCUUUUGGAGAAGCAACUGCUUGAGCAAGUACAGAAAGGAUCGCAAGCUGAGCUGGAACUUAAGAAGCAAACCGAACUCUUAUUCAAUCUGGAGCGCGAAAAGAAGUCUGUAGAGCGGGAACUGGAGGAGAUUCGCCUCCGAGAGCAGCAUCUGCGCGAGAGGGUACAGAAAGGAUCGACAGCAGAGCAGCAGCUUGAGAAGCAAACCGAACAGCUAUUCAAAUUGGAGCGCGAAAAGGAGUCGGCACAGCGGGAGCUAGAUGAAGCCCGCCUUCUGGAGAAGCAACUGCGCGAGCAGAUCCAGAAAGGAUCGCAAGCUGAGGAAAAACUUGCCGAGGCAAAGGCGUUGCUUACAAAACAAACCGAACUUCUGGGUCUCUUGGAGUGCGAAAAUACGUCUUUACAGCGGGAUCUAGAAGAGUCUUGCAAACUGCAGAAGGAGCUACAAGAGCAACUGAAUAUCAAAUCGAUCGCUGAAAUGGAACUAGCUGAGGCCAAGACGUCCCUUGAGAAACAAACGGAAUCUGUGGCUAAAUUGCAGUCUGAGAAGAUCAAAAUAGAAGGCGAUCUGGAGGAGUCCCGCAAACUGCAGAAGGACCUACAAGAGCAACUGAAGAACAAAUCUAUCGCUGAAGUGGAACUAGCUGACGCCAAGGCGUCGCUUGAGAGACAAAGCGAAUCCUUGGCUCGUUUACAACGCGAAAAGGAUGCCGUCGAGCAAGAACUAGAAAAGGCUCGACUGCAGGAGAGGAAGCAGCAUUGGCAAUUGCAGGAAUUCAUUGACGCUAACAGUUCGCUUGAAAAACAAACCGAAUCUAUGGCUAAAUUGCUGUCUCAGAAGAAAAAUAUAGAACGGGAUCUAGAGGAGUCUCGCAAACAGGAGAAGAAGUUACUUGACCAACUGAAGAACAAAUCGAUUGCUGAACAGGAACUUUCCGAGGCCAAGGUCUUACUUGACAAGCAGACGGAAUUCCUGGCCAAAUUGCAGUCCGAGAAGAUCAACGUAGAGCGGGAUCUGGAGGAGGCUCGUUCUCAGGAGAAACAACUUCGCCAGCAAGUAGAGAACGGAUUGAUCGCAGAGCAGGAACUUUCCAAGGUUAAGAUUGAGCUUGCCUCGCAAACCAGUCGCUCGGCCAAGUUGCUGUACGAGAAGAACGCUGCAGAGCGGGAACUAGAGAAGGUUCGCCUGGUGGAGGCGAAUCUCCGCCAGCAAAUGCAAAACAAUGCGAGUGGCCAGCAGGAGAAGGAAAGGCUCUCCGAAGUGCUGAGCGAGAAGCAGGCUUUGCAGCGGGAGCUACAAAUGGCCAGAGAUCGGCUCAUGAAGGCCGAACGCGAUCACCAGGCGAAGAUGUCCACUCUCGAAGACCAAGUGGACACCCUGGAGCGCGGGCAAAACCUGGAGAUCGGAGCCCUCAACUCUGAGAUUGAGCAGCUGAAACGUCGCCUGGCCGAACGGGCGAACCAUGUGGUCGAGAUGCAGCAGCGCCUGGACAAGGAGGUUGUAGAGCGCAAUCACCUCCAGGAAGAGUUGGGCCUAGUCACCGAUCAGCUGGCCAGUAAAUCCGAGCUGGAAUUGCGUCUGGGCGUCGAAAUCGCGGGACGCAAACAGGCCGAGGAGCAGCUGGCCGAGAUCAAUGAGCGCAUGGCCGAAGUCAACCAGGAAUUGGAUGGCACGCGGCUGGUGCACGAAGCACAGCAGUUCGAGCUGGAGGAGAAGACCCGCGAAAUUGAGCGGGAACGCGCCGAAACGGUGGAGCGUAUUCUGUCCUAUGAGCGCCGCCUGGAAACCCUCGAGCAUCAGUUGGCCGAAAGCAACCAAAUGCUGGCCGAAAGCAACCAGAAGCUGGCCGAGAUCCAGGCUGAGAUUCAGGCCAACGAGACACAGGGUCCCAGUGAUCUUGGCGCCACCUACAGCAAGGCGGAUGUCCCCGAAUCGGAUGGCAGUCUCGGCGAGCUGACGGCCAGGAAUAACAAGCUGGCGCUCGACUGCCAAAUACUGCAGGCCAAGUACCGCGAUGCCAAGGAGGAGAUCCAGCGCUGCGAGCAGAAGAUCAAGGACCAGCGGCUGGAGAUGGAGGGCAAGCUGGACAAGAUGAAGACCAAGAUGCGAUCCCUGUACACGGCGGAGGUGACUCGCAUGAAGGAGAAGCAGGAACGAGAUGCGGCCAAGAGCUCGGCGGAAAUGGAGGCCCUCACAGCCCAGAAUGCCAAAUACGAAGAGCACACGCGCAAGCUGUCCAACCAGAUUGUCCGGCUGAACGAGAAGAUCCUGGAGCAGCAGAAGCAGCAUGCGAUCAUCAGCACCAAGCUGCGCCAUCUGCAGAUGCAGCCCGUCUGCGAAGCGAAGCCGUCGAGCUCGACGAUCACCGUUUCGGCCACUUCGUCGACGGCGACCGAGGAUUGGCAGCCCUUCAAGCGACCCAAUGCACCCUCAUCCAAUUUGGCAAUGGAAGACGAGGAGGGCGAGGUCUUUAAUAACACCUACUUGACGGAUCUAAAGUUGGGCCGUGUUCCGGACAUAACGGCCGAAGAACUUAUCUAUCGCAAUUCGUUGCAACCGCCACACUUGAAGAGCACCUAUGCGGCGCAGUACGAUCUGAGCAGUCAGGACGAGGAUAUUAAAGACGGACCGCAUAGUUUGGAUGACAGCAUGAGUGCAUUGUUGAGCUCUUCAGGCACGGGAACGCGCAAGAAGUCGAUGGGCACCCACUAUAAGCGACCAGGACCUCCAACGCCCAGCAAGAACGGCGGACGAUUGUCCUUCGGCAGUUCGGAGCCACCGCGCGAAAUUCUGCGAGAGUUUGGCGAUCAUAGCAACACCGGCAAGACUCCGGCGCGUUUCAAGUUUCUUACGCAGCGUUUUAGCGUUGGCAGCAGCGGUUUGCCACGGGACGAGCUGCCGCGUCGUCAGCGGCCGAAUCUUCUGACCGGCGUGCACCGCCGCAUUUUGCGCGAGGCGGUUGGUUUGUUUUGCACCUCAACGCCGCGCAAGAGUCGCUCCUACUACGAUCAUCAGCGUAUGAUUCGUGCCAGCGAUCCGAAAACCUCUGCGGCUAAUGAAGAGGAUCAGGAAGAGUUGGUGGAGGAACAGGAGGAGGAGGAGGAGGUAGUGGUUGAGGAGGAGGUAGAGGAGCACCCAACGGAGGAUCAAGCUGAACAGCAGGGCACUCCGCACCUGUCGAACGCAGCACUGCUGGCGAUGACCAAAGGCAACACGCGUCGUCUCACUGGUCAAGCGAAACUAUGUAAAGGUCGUGUUUCCCUCUGCUUGCAUGGCAAUAUUUUUGCCAAGAGCCGACCGCCGGCAUUGAAAAGCACUGGCACGCGAGUUCAGCUGCGCCGAAAGAUGCGUCAGGAGCGGAUGGGUCGCUUCGACAAGGCGCGUCACCUCGACCAGAUGUACACCUCCGGAAAUGUUUCGUAUGCGGUGCAGAAAUCCGGAUCUGGCGAUAAUAACAACUACAGCUUUCACAAUCGCAAUGAAGAUCGAGUGGAGCGUCCGCUUGUAAUGGGCAAAACCGUUGUAGUGGAGGGCAGAAGAGGGAUAGGAAGUCCAGCUGUGGCGGCCACUUUCAGCGUGGAAAAGCACAAUACCACUUGGCAGAUGCAGCAGCAGUUUGAGACCGAGAACCAGGCCACCUGGACGCUGGCAAACGGCGAGAGUGCGCUGGAGCAGGAGAGCCAGGAGGACUGGCGUUUCGAGCAGUUGUGCCAGGAGACGGAGUCCACGGCACCGUUCCAGCUGCAGCCGCACAUCUACAAGCCAGCCGAAAUGCCAGCGGAGCUGCAGCUGCCACAACUGGCUGCCUCGAGGAGCAGCAACAUGACCGGUUGCAGCUGCACCACCAACGUGACCAGCGUCUCAUCCUGUACCACCUACUCGAUGGGCAGUGUGCACAUGCAGCCGCUGCCGCAAAUCAAUAUCACCUACGUCCGGCCAACGAGCUCCCAAAUGCACAACAAAUCCACGGACAACCGCUCACCGAUGGCUCGAAUUUGGCGAGCUCUUCGCAAUCUGAGAUUCGGCGAGCGGGUGAUCGUGGGACUGCUGUUGCUGGCCAUCGUGGACUGGGCACGCCGGUUACAGGUAACAGACUGGUGCUGGUGGUAAAGGAUUGGGACUUUGAAAAGGCCCUACUCGUGGUUAUUAGGAUCAGCCUUCAGAUAGCUCGCACCGCCAACCAAAGCAAUGGAAAUCUCACAAAUCCCAAUAUGCUAGGCUCAAAUGAUUGCAAUAUGUACUCAUGUCUUGUCCAUUUUACAGAAUUCCCCGCCCAAGCGACGACUUAGCAACAUGUUCAAGCGCAAGUAGGGGCGCUUUCGUAGUAUUAUAUAUCAUUCCUGUACCUUAGGCAGAUCCGUCAACGUCUCUGGAACUACUACUUACUUAUAACUUUCGCAAAAAAUGUGAACAUUCGAACUGGCUUGUUUUGAAAUCUUGCUUUAUUAUAAUUUAUCAGUUUUUUUUUUGAUUUUCGUUUACAAUUUAAAUUUAAAAAUUGAUGUUAACUGUAUGUUUCAUUGAGUGUAUCUAUGUAUCUACCGAUGCCUUGCAUUGGCUAGCGUAAACUAAGGGCAAGCGUAAGAUAUGAACAAUAAAUUUAGGAACAUACGUAUUUAAAAAAA